GUUUACACACGUUGACUGCGUGUUGCUCCUCUUUGCCGUCUGCGGGCCUGUCGACAUAGAAAAGGGGCCGCCUUUCGACGCGUGCGGAAGUACGACACAGCCGGCAGCGGAACGACGAGAUCGUUUCGACGUCGCGACUAUGGAGGGCGGCGCAGAGGGUAAACAUGAUCCGUUGAGUCAUGGUGAGCUGCAGGCAGUGGCGACGGCCGUGUCGACGAUCGUUCUUCGAUGUCAGCAGGAGAGGGCGCUGGGGCGGCUGAAGGACCAGUUGUGCGCGCGUAGACGGAGGAAAUUGACGCAAGAUCCGUUCGAUGGGGCCGAUUACGUGGCGAUGUCGGAGGCUGUUGUUCAGCUGUGCUACGCGUUGGGUUGCGGAGUGAUACCACGUGCGACGCCGCGGUGGUGGGUGAAGCGCAGGACAGGAGGCAUGUGGGAAGACCUCAGCCAAUGCGACGACGCGACAAACGACUACUUCCGGGAUAAGCUUCUCAUGUCGCCGCGAGUGUUCAAGGAAACGCGGAGGCGUGUGCGCCUCAUACAGCAGCGGGUCACGUUCUACGGGGAACCUUUGCAGCCGGACCAGAUUUUGGCGUAUGCGCUGUACAGAGUGUUCGGAGAUAAGAUUGCGUGGCUGACGGGACUUUGUAAACUCGUCGUUCUGCGGGUGUUUGCUGAUAAAGGGUUCCCCAACUGCCACGGCUGCAUUGAUUGCACUCACGUGUACGUAGACAAGCCGGCGAACGCUCCUAGCGAAAACUACUACGAUAGGAAGCGUCGUUUCUCCAUCGUCGCGCAGGUUGUCGUCGACCUCGACUUGCGUGUGCUCCACGUGCACAUGGGAUACCCAGGUAGCUGCCACGACAUCAGAGUGCUGCAGUUGUCCAGCCUGUUGGUGUGCGCAGAGGAGGGGUCGUUGUUCUGUGGUCCCCCCGUGACACUGCCGUUCGGUGUGAAGACGAACGGGUACAUUCUGGCGGACAAUGGGUACCCCCCUUCCGAAUGCAUGGUCGUUCCGUAUGGAGGCAUCAAUCAGCACGUCGACGAGGAACGGUUCGACAACAACCAGAAGGUGGCGAGGGGAGGAGUGGAGAGGGCGUUCGGCAGGCUGAAGGGCAUGUGGCGGCUGUUUUUGCAGACACACAAGACAAAUUUGGACAGGCUCCCGCAGCAGUUCACCGCCGUAUGCAUACUGCACAACAUGCUGAUCGACGUAGGAAUACCCUUCGACGAGAAUCUGUUGUAGGAGGUCGACGCCAAUGGUGUGCGACGACGUGUGGACCUGGGGAUCGAACAGCCCCUCCAGCCUGUUUCGAUGUUGACGUCGACAGACGAAGCGU
This is a messenger RNA of Chara braunii, 1337 nucleotides long. NCBI's taxonomy places the organism in Eukaryota, Viridiplantae, Streptophyta, Charophyceae, Charales, Characeae. The record is from the annotation of a GenBank genome assembly.